AUUUCCUCAUUCCUAGUCAUGUGAAUGAAUAACAUCAAUAUGUAUCUAUACUGUGAUUGAAUGCUGGAAAUUUUACGUGUUCCUACAUAUAUAAUAAGCAGAUGUAUACAAUAAACAUUAUUUUACUAUUAUUCAAUAAAUAAACACAUGAAACUGUUUCUUUUAACAAAAGUGGAUUAUCAAAUAACUUUAAUGAUAUAAUAACUGAGACUCUUAAACAGCGAACUAUUGUCAUAAUAUGUAGUGAUGUAUAUUAUUAUUAUUUGUCAUCAAAAUUUAAAAAAAUGAAUUCCUAUCACGCAUAUCAUCAUUAUAGUUUCAACAGUUGGCCUACAGAACGCACAAGAAGAAUUAAACAAACAAAUAUACAAAUCCUAAUUACUUUUAAUCAUAAUGUGAAAUAGAAAGGAAUUAAAGCUAAUAUUCUUGCAAAAAGUAUUCUUACUGUCCAACCGGAAAUAUAGAAUUACAAUUUGAAUUCAAUUAUAAAUCCUUUAAAAGAAAAUCUCUAGUCAUCCUUUGAAUUUCAAGUUUCAAUUAACUAGAAAAAUUGACAACACGACAAACAUGUGCAGCUUCUUCAACUCAUAUUUAUAUUUUAUCAGUUUAAUUCAUUUACCAUAUUAUUUAACACAAACUGACUGGGAUAUUCGAGCCAGUGUUAUCUUUCCUUCACCGCCUUCAUCAACUUCAACAACUCCAAUACCUGUAGUUCCACAUAAAUCAUCAAAACAUAAUGUAGGUAAUGAAAUGAAAAAUGUAGUAAGUGAAAGUAGUAGAACAAACAUACUACAAUCUGUUGAUGAAGUUAUUGAAAAACAAGAAAUCAGAAUAGAUUGUUUGGAAACAUUGCAGAACUGUGAAUCCUUUAGUGGAAUAUGUAAAGUGGAUGUAGAAAUUUUCAAAACAUUUUGUGGAGAUUGGACUGAUGAGCGCAGUUUAAUGGGAUGUCAGCGUAAAUAUUUACGAGAAUGUCAAUCAGCUCUUAAAACAAUGAAUCUCGGACGACCGGGAUUAAAAUAUUGUAUAUGUGAUAGUCGAUCUAGUCGUUCGAUUGAUGACUUAACUAAAUGUAAUCUACUUAGAAAAAAUCUAAACAAUCAUCCAUGUUUGGCUGAACCGCCAAUAUUUCUUCGUGAAUUACAUACUUCUGGAAAUUUUCGACAUGAACCUAAAAAGGAAUUAAAACCAGAAAGUAAACCAACUCAAUCAACAAAUAAUAUGAAUACAAAUAUGAAGCGUCUAAAUACAACAUCACUAUCGGCCGAGCCCUUUGUAUUUUCUAUACCAAUGACUACAGCAUCUCCCAUCACUAUGAAUACGCUAUCUAGUAUGGGAUCAUCUAAUAUUGAAUUAGUUGAUCAGCAUUUGAACAAAAGUAAAGAAAAUACAAGUUGUUUAGAUUUGCUUGAAAAUUGCACUAAAUUGCCUGCAUGUGCUAUUGCACUUAAUAAAUUUCGUGCUUUAUGUACCGUUAGGACUUGCGAUAAGUUGAAAUCACAGUGUUUAGAAGCAUCAAAGAAAUUUCUUCAAUUCAAAACACAUAUGAAUUGUGACUGCAAAAGUGAAAUAAACGAAGACAGGUACCGUAGAUGUUUAGAUUAUAAAGAGGCUGUAAUUGAUAAUAAAUGUGUUGAAAUCUCAUCAAACCAACAGGUAAACUCAGUUAAUGGAAACGAAAUGGAAUAUUCUUUUGUAAAUAUGAAUUUUGAAAAAAAUUUGGUAACUAUUCCAGUUUCAUCAGACUAUCAUGCAGCCGUUCAAAAUAAUUCAAAAAAUUUAGAAAAUGACACAUUACCAGUAUCAUACCAGUCACACUUUAUCACUUCUAAUAUUAGUGGUCAAACGUUAAACGAAUUAACUGAUAUAGAAACAAUUGUUUCUGAAACAUGGGAUAAUAAUAUGGAAUGUUAUUCAAUAUUUUAUGAAUGUCUUCAUGAACCUGUUUGUCUUCAACAUUUUGUAAAUCUACGUUAUGGAUGCGCACAAAUGAAUAGGCAGUUUAAUGCCUGUAGAAAUCCGAAUCAGUGCAUAAACUCAUUAGAACGUUUUUACAAGGAAACCAAUUCUCUGGUAAAUAAAGCCAUUUCAUGCACUUGUACAGUUAAUGAUUUGGAUUGUCAGCAGAUGCAGAACGUAUUUGUACCUAGAUGUAUUCGUCAGUCAUAUGAACUGAGAAUGGAUUGCUAUCAAGCAUGGGUUAAAUGUCAGAAUGAUCCAGUUUGUAGGACAAGUUAUGAUCUGCUAGUUUCAGAAUGUCAAACUUCAAAUGGACUUUGUCACUUAAAUCCUUCUGCCUGUUUAAACUCUUACCGAAGAUUAUGGAGUGGUCCAUGGGCUGGUGGUUGCAGCUGUGAAGUAACACGACCAAAGCUAAAUCCAUCGAAUAAUGUGUUAACAGGAUGCAGUGAAUUCGGUAGAAUUUUAACACAACCUCCCUGUGUUGAAAUCACUCCCAAAACACAUCAACCAGAAAACCCAGCUUUAACUCAUAAGCCAUUAUAUUGUACAAUGAUGAAAAAAUUACAAAUACCUUCUGAAGAUUUUGUCAGAAUGCCAUCUUUGCAUGAUUAUCAAGAAGAAGGACAGUUUGCACGAAAUUGUUCUUUACUAUGCAAUUGUCACGUUGGUUGUCGAUAUGAAAUGUGUUAUGGAACAGAGAUAAAAAUUUGGCAUGCUUAUUCUUUAACUAAUCGUACUAGUCAAAAUGUUACUUUUCCAACACGAAUACAAACAAUCAAUAUUUACCAACCAAAUUUAUCUUUAGGUUGUCUUUAUCUACCAAAAUUUAAUCGUCACUGUACAUGUUAUGCAAAUGAUCAAGUUGUCUGUAAUGUAUUCAGUCUGAAAAAUCAAUAUUUUGUAACAGGUUAUAAACUGUUGAUUGAUUUCGAUGUGAAAAUGUAUUCUACAACAAUCGAUUUGUUGGCGGAUGAUAAAUCACUUUCAGAAUAUGAAUUUUACGGAAGUAUUGUUCAACUUGAAUUUCUACUAACCAAUUUCCUGGCACAUUUAUUUGGACAGGAAAGUUGUCGGUUGAUAUUAUCUGCAUAUCAAACAAUCGAUGAUAAACAUCUCUGGUCAAAACAUCAUUCAAGCAACAGUAAUUCCAAUAAGUUAUUAAAGCGUUUAGAAUAUCUACUGGCAAUCAAUUUAGAUACAUCUUUUCCGACAGAAAACAAGACAUCUUUAUGCAUUAAUCUAUUAGAAGUUUUAACUAUCAUGAUCAAUGAUCAAUAUCCACAAAUAAGAUAUCAUAUUAAAUUUUCAACAUUUCAAAAAAGUAUUUUAAAAGCACCAGGAUUUAAUGAAUAUUAUGAUUUAGAUAAAACUUUUGAUAAAACAUAUCGUUUAAAACAAUUACAACUUAAACAUCAACAACGACAAGAACAAGAAACUCAAGCUUGGAGGCAUAUAAGAACAUCAGUACAAAUGCAAAAUAAUAAUAAAUUAGAAAAAAAUAACUCAUAUAAAACGUAUAUUUUAAAUUUUUCCAUAUGUAAUAUAUUAUUGAUUUUUACUAUUGUCUACCAAUUUUGUUUUUUUUUUAAGUAGUACAUUCAAUGAAUGAACAGUGUAGUUUAAUUCUACAAUUCCAUUUAGAUUAAGUAAAAGAGUAUAAUUAAUAAAAUAAGAUUUUCGAAUCAUCUUUGUGAUGUCUAUGAAUGUAUACAUAUGUCUUUUGAAUAUAUUAGCUUUCAUUUUCAAUGUAUAUUAUUGUCAAUUUAUGUGCUUUGAUGUCUUGUCUUAACAAUAAGCUUACAGAUUUUAUUUUUUAUGAAUAUAAAGAAGUAAAAAAAAAACGUGUAUUACAAUCUGAUGAUUUAUCAUUCCAUUGAUUGAAUUGUUCUGUUUACUCAUUUUGAAUACCCAUCAUGUACUCUGCUAAUUUAAUGUUUUUUUAAAAAAUGUUCCUUUCAUAUUGAUUUGUCAGAUUGAAAAAACAAAAACUAUGCUUGAAUAUACAUAUCCUAAUUGCAAAUUUUAUAUUACCUGUACAAAAUGAUAUGAAUCUUUUGUGUGUGUGUGUGUGUAUUUGUAUCCAAGGUUAUAUUUUAAUGUGUUCUCCGUUUGCCUAUGAUUUUUUUUUGUUUUUAUACACUGCAUUUGUAAAACUAUUUCAUAUGUACGUUCAGAAAGAAAAAAAAGAUGAUGUAAUUAUAUAAAGCAAUGAUAAACUACUAUAUGACGUAAAUAAGUAAUUCAUUAAAACACUUUGCUAUUGUUUGAUAAGUUUCUUUUCUUUUGAUUAUAUAUAGACCAUAUUUUAUUGGCAAAAAAUGAUUGUUUUGUUCUUUAUUGUUCUUUAUUGUUUCUCUUUUGCUUUGAUUUUUAUCAAAUAAAUAAUUAGAUCUUAUUCAUUUCCUUUAAAGUUAGUAUUCCGUAGAAGUGCAAAUGGUUUGGUUUAUAAGAAAGUAAACAUAAAUUUGUUUCAUUAUUGAUUUAAAUCCUUUUUUGAAUUACUUUCUUUAUUCAUGGAAUGGAACAAAGUACCACCUGAAAGAAGUCUUGAUUAAUAUUUCUACCUCAUGUUUGUUUGUUUUUGUUUUGUUUUGGAAUAGAAAAGAAAUACUUCAUUUUACCGGUUCAUUUAUGUAUUUGUUUAUGUAAAUUGUAUGUGUUUGUUAUUGUACUGUGAUAUGUCCUAAAGCACCAUACCAAAAUAUAUAUAAGAUUAUGUGUGA
Molecule: messenger RNA, 4685 nt
Organism: Schistosoma rodhaini
Lineage: Eukaryota; Metazoa; Platyhelminthes; Trematoda; Strigeidida; Schistosomatidae
Source: the annotation of a GenBank genome assembly